GGAUUUUCUUUAAUAUUUUUCAACAAAGUUUAACAACGCAUUCUAACAAGACCGGGUCCCCUCCGGAAAUAGAAUGACCAAUAUAUCUGAUUUCAAGCAGCAGCUGUGGCAUGCUAUAUAUAUUUUUGUGUUGUCGUUUGCAGUGCGAAUUGAUUAGCCACUUGUCACUGGCAGGAAAAAUCCUUCACGACGCGGCUUUUACUCGUGUGAAAUGCCAACAUUUGGGUGAAAGGUUUUAAACUGUCCUGCUUUGUAGGAUUUCAUCUCCGUUUCUCUCCAGAAAUGAUUCACCUUAAUUGUCGUGAGAUGCCACAAAAGUAAAUGAAUCAGAUAUACUUGUUGCUGCUGGGCUUGUCACUUGAGAGAGGAGAAUUUAUUCGUAAACAGAGUUCAGAUUUUCCCUCUGUUAUUUUUAGCGUUCAUAGGGGUUUCCAGGAUGACAUCAUUCUUUAUCUAGCGUCCAUUUCAAUUUGCACCCAGGAUUCUCUUUCAAAAUAGACUUAGGCUGUGUGAUUCCAAUAUGCCAGACAACUUUGAAGACGCUAGAUAACAGCAGUAUCCAAAGAAAUAAGACCUCCAAAGAUAAAGCAUCAGAAUGCUUCAAUUAACUGGGGGAAAUGAGGAGAGUCGUGAAGUUUCAGGAAGUGUCAGAAGGCCCGGAAUGUGGAAAGAGGUUUCUUUUGGGGAUUACAUUUGUCACACAUUUCAGGGAGAUUGCUGGGCUGAUCGAUCCCCACUUCAUGAAGCUGCGGCCCAGGGGCGCUUACUGGCCCUUAAAACUUUAAUUGCACAAGGUGUCAACGUGAACCUCGUGACAAUUAACCGGGUCUCUUCGCUCCACGAGGCGUGCCUCGGAGGUCACGUGGCCUGCGCUAAAGCCUUAUUGGAAAAGGGCGCGCACGUCAACGGAGUGACGGUCCACGGAGCCACGCCCCUCUUCAACGCGUGCCGGAGCGGCAGUGCUGCGUGCGUCCACGUGCUGCUGGAGUUUGGAGCCAAGGCCCAGCUGGAGGCGCACUUGGCUUCACCCAUCCACGAGGCAGUGAAGAGAGGUCAUAGAGAGUGCAUGGAGAUUCUUCUGGCAAAUAACGUUAACAUUGACCAAGAAGUGCCCCAGCUUGGAACUCCCCUGUAUGUGGCCUGCACCUACCAGAGGGUAGACUGUGUGAAGAAACUUCUAGAAUUAGGAGCCAGCGUGGACCGCGGCCAGAGUCUGGACACCCCGCUCCACGCCGCUGCGAGGCAGUCCAGCGUGGAAGUCGUCCACCUGCUAGCGGACUAUGGGGCUCCCCUGAAGUGCAGAAAUGCCGAGGGGAAAAGUGCGUUGGAUCUGGCGGCUCCGAAAAGCGGCGUGGAGCAGGCCCUCCUGCUCCGGGAAGGCCCGCCUGCUCUCUCCCAGCUCUGUCGCCUGUGUGUCCGGAAGUGCCUGGGCCGAGCGUGUCGUCAGACCAUCCGUGAGCUGCAUCUGCCGGAGCUGCUGGAAAGAUUCCUGCUAUACCGGUAGUCCCAGCUGGCCUUGGGAAGGUACUUGGAAAUGAGCAGGCUACUGCCUGCUGUACCCAGGGUGCUUAGUGUAGACACCCAGUGGCUAGGCUCUGAGUACCUUCCAAUGAGCAGAGUCAGCUAGUGUUGGUCCCCGAAGAACCAGGACCCCCGAGGAGUAGAAACUCCUGGUUAAUGCUCUCGUUCCCCAAGGGGCAACCGGAAGCCUUUUGGUUUUUAGCUUUUGUUGUUAAGACACUUUAGAAAUCUGUGCAGCGGAGUGAAAAUAAUCUGUGUUUGAAGAUUCGUGGUCUUCAAUUAUCUAAGGGUCAAUAUUAUGCAUAUCUUGCAGAUACAUGUGAAUCUUGGGUGCAUAAGAGUCUGACGAGUGUAUCUCAUGAUGUGUUCCUGAUGUAGUCCCUCCCUCCUUUGCCCUUUCUUUCUCUGCUUCCACGAAUAAACUUCUGCCGUAAUUUUGA
This is a messenger RNA of Felis catus (domestic cat), 1961 nucleotides long. RefSeq names its product ankyrin repeat and SOCS box containing 11 (gene ASB11). Lineage: Eukaryota; Metazoa; Chordata; Mammalia; Carnivora; Felidae. The transcript has 7 exons. Bases 596 to 1504 code for a protein of 302 amino acids. The record is from RefSeq and is a predicted model, not a curated record. Gene Ontology annotation, molecular function: protein binding. Gene Ontology annotation, biological process: positive regulation of protein catabolic process; intracellular signal transduction; protein ubiquitination.